Microthlaspi erraticum is the source of this 858-nucleotide messenger RNA. The record is from the annotation of a GenBank genome assembly. Lineage: Eukaryota; Viridiplantae; Streptophyta; Magnoliopsida; Brassicales; Brassicaceae.
AUGGACCGUUCCACUUUGAUCUUAUCUAUUUUAUUCACACUCACCGCUUUGACCACGACCUUCUUCUCCCCGGUACUCGCCGGAACUUUCGACAAAGAAUUCGAUAUCACUUGGGGUGAUGGCCGUGGCAAGAUCCUGAACAACGGAGAGCUUCUCACUCUCUCUCUUGACAGAGCCUCCGGUUCUGGUUUUCAGAGCAAGAAAGAGUAUUUGUUCGGAAAAAUCGAUAUGCAGCUCAAACUCGUCCCCGGAAACUCUGCCGGAACUGUCACUGCCUAUUACUUGAAGUCACCAGGUGAUACGUGGGACGAGAUAGAUUUCGAGUUUCUUGGUAAUCUAAGUGGUGAUCCGUAUGUGAUGCACACGAAUGUGUAUACUCAAGGCAAAGGUGAUAGAGAACAACAAUUUAAUCUCUGGUUCGAUCCAACGGCUGAUUUCCACACUUACUCUGUUCUAUGGAACCCUCAUCGCAUCGUUUUCAUGGUUGAUGGAAUUCCGAUAAGACAAUUCAAGAACCUAGAGCAUAGGGGGAUUCGGUAUCCCAAAAUGCAGCCGAUGAGGCUAUACUCGAGUCUAUGGAACGCGGACCAAUGGGCUACAAGAGGAGGUCUUGUUAAGACGGACUGGUCCAAGGCACCAUUCACAGCUUCUUACAGAAACUUUAGAGCGGAUGCAUGUGUCUCGUCGGGCGGAAAAUCAUCUUGUCCCGCGAGUUCACCAAGAUGGUUCUCUCAAGGGCUUGAUCUAACGGCGGAGAGUAAGAUGAGAGUGGUGCAGAGGAAGUAUAUGGUCUAUAACUAUUGUACGGACUCCAAAAGGUUUCCGCAAGGAUUUCCAAAGGAGUGUGGUAUUCACUAG